CCGCGCCGAUGGUAAUUUAGGGCCGGUUGUACAAGUAUAGCUUAAGCAGAGUUUAAGAAUUAAGCUGAGUUUAAACACAGUUCAAUUUUUUAGAGUGUUGUACAUACUUCACUCAACAACUAAACGCAACUUAAGUUUUGUUUUAUUUAAGCAGCCGAUUUUGUUGGUUUAAGCUUAGUUUUGGUUCUUUGCGCAUAGUCACCGAUUUGUUAGUUUUGUUAGGUUAUAAUUUUAUGUAAUACCUGUUACCAUUGAUUAACAUAAUCAAUGCUGUUACCCUCCAAAUUGUAAUGGAGUUGCAUGCACUAACAGAUGAUGAAGAUUUCCUAGAAGUAAUUAAUAUAAUUGGACGCAGAAGAGCAGCAAAGAUAUAUAGGCACCGAGAUAACCACUUUACAAAGUGGAAUGAUAAGGAAUUUUUAAAUAGAUUUAGGUUAUCCAAAGAUUCAGUUCGUUUUGUAAUUGAUUUAAUACAAGAAGAAAUAUCACAUCCCACAAACAGAAACUUUGCAGUAAGUGCCGAGUGUAUGGUAUUAUUGGCACUAAGGUAUUUAGCAACUGGCUGCUUUUUGUCAGUUGCAGGCGACUUUAUUGGCAUCGAUAAAUCUACUGCAAGCAGACUUACUACAAAAGUCUGUCGAGCCAUUGCCAGUCAACACCGCAUUUUUAUCAAAAUGCCUACCACAGAGGAAGAAAUGAGAGAAAGAAGUAGAGGCUUUUACAUGAUUAGUCGUUUCCCCAAAUGCAUUGGUGCUAUUGACUGUACCCAUGUGAAGAUUAUAUCCCCCGGUAACAAUGCUGAGAUUUUUCGAAAUCGGAAAAAUUUUUUUUCUUAUAAUGUGCAAGCUGUUUGUGAUGCAAGCCUGAGGAUUCAAAAUAUUGUAUGCAGAUGGCCUGGGUCAUCUCAUGAUAGCACAAUAUUUUUACAUUCUCAAAUAAGAAAUCAAUUUGAGAAUGGAGACUUUAGAGGGUACUUAUUAGUUGGAGAUGCAGGAUAUGCUAUUAAGCCGUAUUUAAUUACUCCUCUAAGAAAUCCGAUCACUCGUACUGAAAAUUUAUUCAAUGAAUCCCAAAUACGCACACGUAACCCAAUAGAACGGUGCUUUGGUGUGAUGAAACGCCGAUUUCCCAUAUUGUCAUUUGGGAUUCGACAACGCGCAGAAAAGGUCGAGGCUAUAGUAAUUGCAACUGCAGUAUUACAUAAUAUAGCUAGGAACUUUAAUGAUGCACUGCCAGACAUAAAUGAGGAAGAACAAGAAGCUAUUGCAGCUGCUGAAAUAAAUUUCGAAGUGGAAAAUGUUCCAUAUUACAACAAUGGACUAAAUAAUGCUGUACGUCAUCACCUUAUUCACGAAUACUUUAAUCGCUUAGCAUAGUGUACAGUGUAUAUUACGAACAAACUUAUUGUUUAACAUUUUUUAAUAACAUAUCUUUUUGUAACUUCAAAAUUUCCAUUUUUAAUUUGUGUUCUUCUUUCAUACAUUCUAGUUCGAACUCAGA
Molecule: messenger RNA, 1500 nt
Organism: Photinus pyralis (common eastern firefly)
Lineage: Eukaryota; Metazoa; Arthropoda; Insecta; Coleoptera; Lampyridae
Product: putative nuclease HARBI1
Exons: 2
Coding region: 291-1376 (361 amino acids)
Source: RefSeq, a predicted model, not a curated record